UUCAAUUUUGUUUGCGAAUCUUUUUGCAUGGUAUACCAACUAUUUUUAUACAUUGAUUUGAACACUGGCAGAUCUUCUGUGUUUUCUAUUGAGAGUAUUUUAAAUACUUGUCUUCGAAGCGUGCGGUUACCAUCCAAAUAGGGGUAGUUUGAGCUUACUCGUGGAGUUUUUGCUGAAUUAAAAAAGAUAGUUUAUAGAGAUCAUUGGAAGGCUUAAGAGUGUCUCCCUUCCCUAGCCCAAUUCAAUCUAUCACACCAGGAAACCAACCCAAAAACAGUCCUUAGAAGCAAAACAAAACAAGCCAAGAUCCAACCCAUUUGGACAUCUUGCCGAAAAACCUCAUUCACGAUUCAUCAAUCUCAUCACUCAUUGGGUAAUUCAUCAUCCUAUCAGAACUGUCGAAGCAGAGUUGAACUGGAUCUCAAUUGGAAUAGUACAUAUCUAUUUGCACAUCAUACGCAUCAAACUUAACCAUCAUCAUCAUAUCGAAUCUUGAGGAGCUGCAGGGUAUAGAGAGUAUCAAACAUGGACUAUGAUUCGGAAUCAGGAGGGGGUCUGGGUGCGAGUAGCAUGCAGGGCCUGAUGAUGCAGAACACGGAGCUUAGGCGGAAGCUGGAGGAGCAGAAUGACAGUUACAAGAGUAAACUAGCCGCUUACCAGGAGGGUCAGAGCAAACAAACGGAGAUCGUGAAGAAACUGCAACAGAAGUUGCUGCAAUACAAGAAGAAAUGUGGGGAAUUAGAGACGAUGUUGAACGAGCGAGCGAGGGAGAGUGACCAGACUAGGGUGGAGUUGCAGUCGGUGCAGGACCAGCUGUCGACCAGAGUUGAGGACGCGGAGAACAAGUUGAGAAGGGCCGAACAUGACCACAACUUAGAUCUGGAGAGUGCGCUCAUUAAACUCGAGGAGGAGCAGCAGAGGUCUCUGAGUCUGAACCAGAUGAACACUCUGCUGUCUGACCAGCUGAAGGAGGCGACCACAGUGAAUGGACAGCUGCAGAGGGACAUUGAGAAGAUGAGCAGUGAGUGGCAGAGACAGAAGGCCGAACUGGAGAACAUGGAGUCCGAGUGGAGGGACGAGGAGAGGGCGUUCAACGAGUACUUCUCCAAUGAGCAUGCCCGUCUGCUGACUCUGUGGCGAGCAGUGGUCGCAUUCAGGAGGUCAUUCUCGGAACUGAAGAGCUCCACCGAAAAGGACAUGACGGCAGUGCGUGGUGAGAUCUCGAAGGCAGCUCGCAAUGUGCAAUCGGCGUGCAUGAACCUGACCUCUAAUCUGAAGCACGAAGAGAGCAACAUGGCGAUGGAGAUGGAGAGACUGGGGAGGGACAAGCAGGUACUGGAGGACCAGUUGAGGGAGAAGGCGAGACAGCAGCAGGAGUUGAGCAGUCAGUGGGACCUGGAGAGGAACCACCUCAACCACAAAAUGAACGAAGUCGGAUCUGCAGCUGAGAGUCUGAAGGAGGAGCUGAACCAGAAGAACGUACAGCUCAAGAAAUACAUCGACACCUAUGGCGAUGACUCUCCUAAGAUGAUGGACAUGAAAAGACAGAAUGAGGUGCUGAACCAGAGCAUGAGGGACAUCGCACAGAUUGUGAUCAACGAUGCUAACACCACCAAUUCCCUGUUCGGCGACGAGUUCGACACUGCGGAUGAGCUGCCGAAGCUGAGAGCGAGACUAGACAGAAGUGUGUCUCCUGCCAGAGGACGAUCCGGAAGAUCCCACUCGCCCGCCCUCUCAGACUCCACCUUGAAUGCUGUCCAGGUGGUGCUGAGCAAACGACAGAUGCAACUGCAGGAGGCCAGAUCUAAACUGACGAACAGUGAGGACAAAUUUGUGACAAUGAAGAGACAGUUUGAGGAGGAAUACAAUCAGAGACUGCAGUUAGAGAGGCAGGUGAGUAAGUUCAAGGAUGACUUAGAUGAGAUGAGGAAGAAGUUGGAGGAGACCUCGAGGGACAGAGACAGGAAGGGCAAGCAGUUGGACAUUGUCUCCAGCGAGAAGGGACAACUCGAGAGAUUCAGGGAUGAGUUGGUGAAGAGCAGAGAAGAGUUGAUGGGUGAGAAGGAGAAGUUGACGGAUAGUGUGAACCAGCUGCAGAUGAAGAGGGAUGCUCUGGAGGAGAGUGUGGCAGACAUGGAGAUGGAGACCCAGAGGAAGGCCAAGGAGAUCACCAGAUGCACUGAACACAUCCGCAACCAAGACGGCCAGAUGCAACACCUAAGAGAGGAGCUCACAUUCGUCACUGAGGAGAUGAAGAAGCACGUGUUGGAGAAGGAAGUGCUCCAGCAGGAGAAGGCAGAGUUGAACGAGACUCUCUCCCGGACUGAACUGGCCAAAGCAGAAGGGGAGUUGAGCUACAACAAGUUGAAGAAGGAGGAGGCUGCACUGAGGGAUGCUCUGCUGAAGAUGCAAGUGUUGAAUGAGGGAUUGGGACAGGACAAGAUUGAACUGAACAAGGUGAUCAUGGCCCUAGAGGCAGACAAGACCUCUCUCACAAUGGAAAAGGGAGAACUAGAAUUUGAGAAGACAGCAAUUAGGGAUGAGUUGAUGAGGACAGAGCAGGAGAAGAAUGAGGUUGAGAAUGAGAAGAGCAGUGCGGAACAGCAGCUGGCCAUGAGUGAGAACAGCUGUGAGAAGCUGGAGACAGAACUGGCUCAGACCAGAAGGGAGAAGAGCGAUCUGUUUGAACAGCUCCAGAAUGUGUCCCGCAGCAAGGCAGCCCUGUCGGAAGAACUGAUGCAUGCCAAACACGAACUGCAAAAGAGCAGCCAAUCCCUGUCCAUCCUGGCCAAAGAGAAAGAAGAACUGACGAGAGAAAAGGCUAAUAUAGUGACGUCACUCACAGCCAGCGAGCGAGAAGUGAGACAACAGAACGAGGUGAUCGCAGCCUACAAGAGUGACAAGGAUGCACUUGAGAGGAGUCUGUGGGAGUUGAAUCAGGCCAAUAAUAAAUUGGAGAAUACCAAGAGUAGUCUGGAGUCAGAGAAGGCUGAUCUGCAGCAGAAGGUGGAGAACCUACAGGCGGACCUGGUGAGAGUGCAGCGGGAGAUGGAGAUUGAGUUGAGUAGGCGGGAGAGGGAGAAGGAGCAGUUGAGUGUCUACAUGCAGCAGAUGGAGAAGGACCACAAAGUGGCACUCAAGAACGAACAGGAACAGCACCACGAGGAUGUCGACAGACUAGUGCGCGAAAAGGACUCGCAGCGGAAGUUGUACGAGCAGGAGCGUGAACAGCUGCUGCACAAGGCCAAGAGUGAGAUGGAGGAGAGUGAACAGAAGCACGAGAAGACAGUUGGUCAGCUUAAGGAGGAGAUGGCCGCCGUGCACAAGGACAGGGACGAGAGUCUCCUCAUGGCCGAGAACGACAAACAACAGGCGCUUCACUUGGCGGAAGCAGAGAGAGUGCGAAUCACAGACAGACUGAGCAAGGCGAAUGCAGCCAAUGAGCAGCUGAAGACUGACCUGGACGGACUCAAAGCACAGCUGUAUGACACCAUGGAAAAGGCACAGCAGACGGAGCUGCAGAAGGACGAACAGAUCAAGGACCUUGAGAAUGUUCUAGAAGACUCCAAAGACAUGAGUGCGAAUAGUGAGAAGCAACUGAAACAGCAGAUUGCGGUGCUUGAGGGAGACAAGGAGGAGCUGGGCCAGGAGAUCCAUGAGCUGAAGAGUCACUUGGCAGCCGCCGAGGAGCAGAAAGAGCAGCAGAGGAGGGAGUUGGGAGAUGCACACAGAAUCAUCAAGGAGGGUGAGGAUGCACGUGACCUGGUGAGGAAAGAGAACUUGGAGCUGAAGAGGGGACUGAGUAGUGAGCAGAGUGAGAAGGAGGCCAUCAACCAGGCCAACGAGCAGCUCAGAAAUAGUAUCAAGAAGAUAGAACAGGAGAAGACCAAUCUGUUCCGAAAUGUGGAGGAGAGGAACCAGCGCAUCGCCAUGCUGGAGCAGACGAAGAACGAGAUAGUGCGUGAGGCGAAUGACCAGAGAAACCAGCUGAGAGAAGUGGACAAACAGAGGGUGGAGGCGAGAAGAGACGCACAGGAAUGCAGGAGGAAGAUCAAGUCGUGUGAGGGGGAGAUAGCCCAGAAGAGUCAGGAGAUAUCAGAGCUGCACGCCAAUGUUGACAGACUGGAGAACAAGAUUGAAGAUAACAAGAAUGAGAUACACGCUCUCAAGACAAAGCUAGUGGAGACAGAUGCUGGGCGGGAGAGUGCCCUGAAAGAAGUGGCCUAUCUGAAUAGGAAGAGUCAGGAGCUAGAGGAUGAGAUGAACCUCAAAGAGAGAGACUUCAACGCCGCUCUUGAAGAAGUCACGUUUGCAGAGAAGAAGGCAGAAGAAAAAGCUAGACAAUUAGAGACAGUACUGGCAGCUGCCAAUGACGAAAUAGGCCAAAUGAAGAUGCGGUCUCAAGGUGCAGAUGGGCGAAUCACAGCACUGGAGGGUCAACUGGCGAGGACCGAAGGCAACAAGCGGGAGGUGGAGUUCAAACUCAGUCAGCUCCACUCCACCCUCAGGAGGACUAUUGGACUGAGAGUGGGCGGAAGGAGUGUGUCCCCAUGUGGAAGGAGUCACAGCGCAUCCAAAGGUCUUGCCUCGACUGGAUCGCAGAGAAGCAACUCGCCAGUGCGUUCGUGGAGUCCGACCAGACUGGAGAGAUAUGUGGCAGAAGUGGACCCAGAGACAGUGCGGAUAGCCAUGGUGGACUUCAUCCAGCAGCUGAAGGACACAGAGAGGGAGAGGGACGAGUGCCAGGUGGCCAUCAAACAGUGCCAGAGACAGCUGCAGGAUAUGGAGGAGGACAGAAACCGACUGGACCACAGACUGCAACACAUCCAGAAGAGUCUGACAGAGGUGGAGGAUACCAAGAGAGGGACGGACAACAGACUGAACAGUGCACAGACUGCCCUGAUGUUGCAGGAGGAGACCAUCAGGAGGAACGAGAGAGACAUCAAGUAUCUGAAUGACAAGAUAGGAGAACUCGAACGACAACUCAGUGCGGUGGACGGAGAGAGGAAGGCGGUGGAGGAGAAAUUGAUGCAGAUGAAGAAGAGUGGGGAGCAGGUGGAGGCUGAGAGGAAGAGUGUGUGUGAGACCCUGGACUCAAUUGAGAACAAGGCCACUAAGUUGGAGCUGGCCAAGAGGUCCCUGGAGGGAGACCUGCAGAGACUCACGCACCAGUUGAACGAGCGGGACUCCGAAUACGAGAACGUGGUUGGGAAGAACGAGCAAUUGGGAAGACACAUUGCAGACCUGGAGAGCAAGAACUCUUCACUCCAGCUGAGCAUCGACAGACUCACAGUCAAUCUGCAGAGAGUUGAGGGCGAGGAGACCGAACUCAAGGACAAGCUGGCUAACGCCAACCAGACAUUCAACGAGAGCAGCGCAGUCAGUGCCGAGAAGACCCACAAGAUCAAAGACCUCGAGAAACAUCUGGCGGAAUCAGAACACGAGCGAAGACUCCUGCAGGAACGUCUGGACGCCGCAAGGGGAGCUGCCGCGGAUGCGAAGCGACAAGCACAUCAGUUGUCUGAACAACUGCAGCACAGUCAGCACGGAUCGGCCGAACAAGAGGUGAGGAAGAUGGAGCUGGAGGGUCAACUGAGGUCCGCCAAUGUGAUUCUGAAGCAGAAGCAGGAGAAUGAGGAGGAGAUCAUCCACAGACUACAGGAGGUGCAGGAGGAGAAGAAGGCGGUGGGUGAGAAGGCAGCCAUGUUGCAGCGACAGUUGAAUGAGGCGGAGGACGACAGGAGUCAGCUGCAGAAACAGGCCGAGAGACUCGGCAAGGAAAGACACGCGCUCAAAAAGGCACUGGACAAGCUUGACCGGGAGAGGAUGAAGACAGAGGAGAUUGCGACCCAGUCCUCAGUGGCCAGGGCCACUCUGGACCAGACUCUCCAGGCAUUGGACACUGAGAACAGAGAUCUGCAGAAGAAAGUGGAGGAUCUGCAGCAGAUGCUGGCUGACUCAGACCACAAACACGCCAGAAGACUGAUUGAGCUGACGUCUAAACACAGAGUGGAUCAGGACAGGGAGAUGGAGAGACUGAAGAGUGCACAGAGGACUGCUGAGAAGACCCUGGAUUCUAGGGAGAAGGCACACAGGGACAGAGUGAGGACCCUGGAGUCACAGAUCAACUCGCUACGAGAUCAGAUCGAGUUGGAAAUGAAGCGAAAGGCCUUCACCUCCCAGUCAGACAUAGCCAACAUGAGCGGAUCAGUCCAGAACCUCAGCUACACUGGGGCAGCAGACAAGUCCGGAUACUCAGACCAUCACGGGACAUCAGCCGGCGGACUAGACUACACCCCCACCCGACUGACCCCUAGAGCCAGGUCACCCUUCAAGAGGUCGGCACGUGCCAGUCCCCUCCCCCAGUCAGUAGCCAGAUUAAGAGCCGGAAGUCUGCCCAGGUCACGCUCAGAUAUCUCAAAGCUCCACUGAACGUAGAGGGCAAACUACAAACUAGUUCACGCACAAUUCAUCUGAAGCGGUGAAAAAUGAACUGAAUGUUAGGAAAAUGGGCAAUUUUGAAAAUUAAACCCUUAGAAAUCAAUUCUGUUCACGUCCUAGAACAAUUUCAAGAAACGUGACAUAAAAAUGAUCUAUUUUGUGCCUUUUCUGUUUGUCAGAAUAAUAAUUUGAAAUCAAUGUGUAUUUCGUUGUACUCACCCACUCGUCAAAUUUGAGCGUCUUAAAUGAUCAUCAGCUCAUUUGUUCCAUGAAUAUUUAAUGAAUGAAUUUGCCAAAUGGACAAUUGUAAUACCACUUUCUCACACAUAUUUUAUACAUAUUAUGUUCAAAACACAGCUUUGCCUUUGUGCUUGAGUUUAACAUGUUUUACAAAAAAAGUCUGUAAAUAUGGUUGCCAAUUAAACCUUAAAAAUUUUAUUUCAUCCUUCGAUUUGCUGCCGUUUAAUGAUAAUUAACUAAAUUGUAUUGUAAAUAGAUAAAUAACCUGUACAUGUGUGAAUCUCUCCAUUCAAUAUUUUGUCAA
Symsagittifera roscoffensis is the source of this 6985-nucleotide messenger RNA. RefSeq names its product rootletin-like. The coding region runs from base 526 to 6432 and encodes 1968 amino acids. Lineage: Eukaryota; Metazoa; Xenacoelomorpha; Acoela; Convolutidae. The transcript has 32 exons. The record is from RefSeq and is a predicted model, not a curated record.